Lactuca sativa (garden lettuce) is the source of this 834-nucleotide messenger RNA. RefSeq lists its product as uncharacterized. The record is from RefSeq and is a predicted model, not a curated record. NCBI's taxonomy places the organism in Eukaryota, Viridiplantae, Streptophyta, Magnoliopsida, Asterales, Asteraceae.
AUGGGUGAUUUUAAUGAAGUUAGAAGUGAAAGUGAGAGAUAUUGUUCAAUUUUCUAUCCCACUUCUGCAAAUUUAUUUAAUUCUUUUAUUGCUAAUUCGGGUUUGUUCGACGUCCCUCUAGGAGGGUAUUCCUUUACUCGAGCAUAUAAGGUAGCAGGAAAAAUGAGCAAACUUGAUAAGUUUCUCAUCUCGGAAGGUCUUUUGGUUAUUUUGCCACAUUUGGCAGGAAUCGUUUUGGAGCAUCAUCUUUUUGAUCAUAGGCUGAUUUUACUAAAAGAAAAGGUGAUUGAUGAUGGUCCUAAUCCUUUUUUUAUAUUCUUGUUACAAGUGUUAAAGAGUAAGUUAAGACAAUAUAAUAAUGCAGCUAUAGAUUCUCGGUUUGUCACUAAAAACGACAUUACUUCUCGUUUGGCGGAUAUAGACAUUAGGAUGGAUUCUGGUGACUCGAAUCAGAAUGAUGUGUCAGAUAGAAUUUCCUUACUUAAACAAAUUGGUGAUAUUGAUCGGCUUGAAUAUGUUCAUAUGGCUCAAAAGGUUAAAGUGAGAUGGGCGGUUGAGGGUGAUGAAAAUUCUAAAUUUUUUCAUGGCAUUCUAAAAAAAAGUAAACAGUUGGUGAUUCGUGGUAUUUUAGCAGAUGGUGAUUGGGUUGAUAAUCUAGCUCGGGUGAAAGAGGAGUUUUUGUACCAUUUUUUAUCCAUGUUUUCCAAACCAAUUGGACCUCGGCCUGUUAUUCACCAGGUGUUCCAAAAGCAUCUCUCUACCGAGCAAGCAGAUUCUUUGGAAGAGUUUGUUACUCCUAAAGAGAUAAUAAAAAAAGGCAAUUUGGGAUUGUAG